CCCCUGUCGUUGUACCCAGCAAUUUGAAUUUAUGCUUUCUCAACUGCUUAAACCUCACCAUCUUAUUAAACCCCUCAUUUUCCCGGGAAAACGCAGGAAAAAGUCCAGAUUUUCUCGGGAAAAUGAAUCGGAGACUUCUGGAGAUGGUGCUUCCGGCUCGAGAACAGUUAAAUCUAUCAAGUUACGUUUCCAUCUACAAUCAUCUUUUUCAAGGAAAUUCUUGAAAUAUUUUAGAAGAAUGACCAGGCGUAGUCAACCUCCAAGAAGCAAUAAACCUUCAAUAAAAUAUGGGUGUAGCCCACUGGAGGGGGCUUCCUUUGAGCUUAUUGAUUUUGAUGACGGAAAUUAUGCCCCCACCUCGUCUGGUAAUGGUAAGCAAAAUAGCAGAAAAUCUGAACCAAAGUCUUCUGAGAUACUAAGCACGGCUGAGCUCAUCUCAGCAGUUGGCCAGAUAUGGAAUUGUGCAAGUCGUUCCCUGGAUUUUUUCCAACCUAAAUCAAAUUUGAGACACAAUGAUGGUGGUUUUCAGGAAGAGAAUGUAUUUCGUUAUUCAGGUGGGAAAGGAAAUGGCUGGUCAUCUACCUCAUCUGAGGAGGGUCAACAUUUCCCAGUUAAUUUGAUGACUACUGGCCAUUCUUCUUCACCCAUGGUACAGGAAAACUUAGAGUGUCUGAAAGUAUCUAAGAAGAUAUCAUUUUUUGAACCUCAUAAUGGAAAUUAUACGCAUUCUCUUCUAAGGAAAUUCAUGCAGGGUGGUUCCAACAUCCCUAAUGAGCCUUGGAAGGAGAAGAGUUCUGCAGCAGUGGGAGUUUUCUAUGAUUUGAGAAAUAUGUAUGGAUGGAUGACUGAAAUAUCACUUUCUGGAUUAAAACAUCAGGUAAACUCUACCCAGAUCAAGAGCAAGAAAACUGGUGACUGCUGCCUUUCUGGAUAUAUUAGUCCUACAAGUUGCUGUAAUGUAGGUGAUACAGGCAGUCCUGCCAAUAACCCUACCAUCAAAAGUGCUGACUGCCAUGCUCAAUUAACCAAAUGUAAGGAUUCAUCAUCAGGUCAAAGCACGUGUGUGGCAAAGGCACCUAUUACAUCUCUUUGCUCCGAUUAUUUCCCCGAGCCUCCCCAAAGUACAGAAGCAAAUGGUAGUGUUUUGAGGACCCCAAUUUUGGGACUUCAUGCUUUAGAUAAUCAUGCUUACAAAGAAUGCCAACACAAAAAUGAGGAUGCUCACCUGCAUGAGAGCAAAAAGAAUCAACAGAGUGAGUUCAUUAUGACAGACAAAUCUAAAAUAGAGAUUAGCUCACCAACAAAUAAUAAACUUCAUUAUGGACUUGCAAAGCAAGAGCAUGCUUUUGCUGGAGCAUUGGCUGGUGUAUUUGUUAGUCUUUGUCUACAUCCAAUGGACACGAUAAAAACUGUCAUUCAGUCCUGCCACGCUGAUCAGAGAUCCUUCCACUACAUUGGCAGAUCAAUCAUUUCUGAAAGAGGAGUAAAAGGACUUUAUCGUGGAAUUGCUAGCAACAUUGCUUGUUCAGCACCAAUUUCUGCAGUUUACACCUUCACAUAUGAAUCAGCAAAAGGAGCUUUCCUUCCUUUUUUUCCAAAGGAGUAUCGGUCAAUUGCCCAUUGCAUGGCAGGUGGUUGUGCUAGUGUUGCGACCUCUUUUAUUUUCACUCCCAGUGAGCGCGUAAAGCAGCAGAUGCAAGUUGGUUCGCACUAUCAAAACUGUUGGUAUUGCAUGGUUGGGAUCAUCAAAAAGGGUGGUUUGCCUUCAUUGUAUGCUGGAUGGGGAGCGGUACUCUGCAGGAAUGUUCCACACUCUGUCAUCAAGUUCUACACAUAUGAAAGCUUGAAGCAAUUAAUGUUAUCAUCUCAGGAAUCAAAUGCUCAACCUAACACAUUACAGACGCUGAUUUGUGGGGGGUUAGCUGGAUCCACAGCUGCUCUAUUUACAACUCCUUUUGAUGUGGUGAAGACAAGACUACAGACACGGAUUCCUGGAUCUAUUCACCAGUAUGAUGGCGUGUUUAAUACCCUUAAAGAAAUAGCCAUGCAUGAAGGUUUGAAGGGUCUAUACAGGGGCUUGGUUCCGAGAUUGGUUAUGUAUAUUUCUCAAGGAGCAAUCUUCUUUGCUUCAUAUGAAUCGUUCAAGAGGUUAUUUUCUUUGGAGGUCCCACAACUUUAUGCUCAAUCAGCUUUGGAGGUCCCACAACUUUAUGCUAAAACAGUCAAGUCUACACAAAACAUGGAAGAUGAGUCUCCAUAGUUCCAUCUGUAGUUUAGCUGAGAGCAAUUACUGAAAGAGUUUUGUGUUGACGACCUGGGCAUAAAGGAUUCGACCUAAUUGUUCAACUUCUUAGGGAGAGCUUAUCUGGGUACUGUUGAUUAGCUAUAUAAAUGCAGAUCACCUGAUUUAGACAAGCCUGAAACUCUGAACUCCAAACCAGUUUAUCGUUAAUUUGGCUUCAUUUUCUACAGAAAAUGUGAAUUACACUGUAAGGAUUGCAUCAGUGGCAGCUUGUAUGCACUCAGAAGAACUCGGGGAUGUAUCAAAGAAAACCAGUAACAAGGAAGCUGCAUUGAAAGAGAUAUGUGAUCCAAGGUAAAGCGACUAAGGUUGAAGAAUGUUGUAAACUGGAUCAUAUUACCAUCCUCGCCUGUGACAGUUUGACCCAUGAUAGAUCAUUUGAAGUUGGAAUGGUUGACUGUAUGUUCUUUAUUUCACAAUGUUGUCUGAGCUUUGUUGAUUCAAGUAGGUUGUCUUUUAGAGCUAGGUUGGCUUAGAAGAGUCUUGUGACUUGUGAAGAGCGGCCAUGUCACUUUCUUUGGCUAUUUGUACUACAUUCGUUUUUACAUAAUUCAACCACCAUUUGUUUAAUAUGAAUUGAUCUUUAGCAAAAUUUGAUCGACUA
This is a messenger RNA of Camellia sinensis, 2906 nucleotides long. NCBI's taxonomy places the organism in Eukaryota, Viridiplantae, Streptophyta, Magnoliopsida, Ericales, Theaceae. The record is from RefSeq and is a predicted model, not a curated record.